Messenger RNA from Elaeis guineensis (African oil palm), 2179 nucleotides. Its product is annotated as CDPK-related kinase 3-like. NCBI's taxonomy places the organism in Eukaryota, Viridiplantae, Streptophyta, Magnoliopsida, Arecales, Arecaceae. The record is from RefSeq and is a predicted model, not a curated record. Gene Ontology annotation, biological process: protein phosphorylation. Gene Ontology annotation, molecular function: calcium ion binding; protein kinase activity; ATP binding.
CUCCCCUUUUUCUUUAUAAAUUCCUCCUCUAAACCUUCUCUUUCUUGUUUGACUCGCGCGAGAGUAAGGGAGAGAAGCCCGGACCCAAAAGCGACAAGAAAGGAAUAAGAGAGAGAAGCAAGACGCGUCGGGCGCCGGCGGCGAACAAGCGGGAAUGGGCCAGUGCUACGCCAAGAAAAUCCCCGUCGUCGAGGACGACCUCCAGCACCAGCCCCCUCCUCCUCCCGCCGCCAACGGCGGCGACGACUCCGUCGGCGCUGCCGUCCCCUCGCCCUCGCCCCGCAGGGGUGGCACCACCCCGGUCCGCUCCUUCGCCGCCAGCCCCUGGCUCAGCCCCUUCCGCCGCAGCUCCUCCGCCAGCCCGCUCCCCGUUGGGGUCUCUCCAUCGCCGGCGAGGGCAACUCCCCGGCCCUUCCUCCGCCGUCCCUUUCCCCCGCCGUCACCGGCCAAGCACAUCAAGGCGUCGCUCGCCAAGCGCCAGGGCGCGCACAAGCCCCGGGAAGGGCCCAUCCCGGAGGAAGGUGGCGGCGGAACGGGGGACCCCCUGGCGGAGCGGCCGCUGGAUAAGACCUUCGGUUACGGGAAGAACUUCGGGGCUAAAUACGAGCUGGGGAAGGAGGUCGGCCGCGGGCAUUUCGGGCAUACGUGCUCCGCCAGGGUCAAGAAGGGCGAUAUCAAGGGCCAGCUCGUCGCCGUCAAGAUUAUCUCAAAAGCUAAGAUGACAACAGCAAUAUCGAUCGAAGAUGUUCGCAGGGAGGUGAAAAUUUUGAAAGCUUUAUCUGGGCAUAAAAAUAUGGUCAAAUUUCAUGAUGCAUGUGAGGAUGCUCUUAAUGUUUACAUAGUCAUGGAAUUGUGUGAAGGUGGAGAGUUAUUAGAUAGAAUCUUAGCCAGAGGUGGAAGGUAUACAGAAGAAGAUGCUAAAGUAAUACUCAUGCAAAUUUUGAGCGUUGUUGCCUUUUGUCAUCUUCAAGGUGUUGUGCAUCGUGAUUUAAAGCCAGAGAAUUUUUUGUUCACAAGUAGAGAUGAAAAUGCUCUUAUGAAGAUGAUUGAUUUUGGCCUUUCAGAUUUUAACAGGCCAGAUGAAAGACUAAAUGACAUUGUUGGUAGUGCCUAUUAUGUGGCUCCUGAAGUCCUGCAUAGAUCGUACGGUAUGGAAGCAGAUAUCUGGAGCAUUGGUGUCAUAACAUAUAUCUUGUUAUGUGGUAGCCGACCCUUUUGGGCACGGACAGAAUCAGGAAUCUUUCGUGCUGUGCUGAGAGCUGAUCCUAAUUUUGAUGAUUCACCUUGGCCUGCUGUAUCUCGAGAAGCUAAAGAUUUUGUGAAAAGGCUUCUAAAUAAGGACUAUAGGAAAAGAAUGACCGCUGUACAGGCUCUAACUCACCCGUGGUUGCGUGAUGAACAGCAACAAGUCCCUCUAGAUAUACUAAUUUACAAGUUAGUGAAAUCAUACCUUCAUGCCAGUCCUUUCAAACGUGCUGCAUUGAAGGCUCUAUCAAAGGCUCUAACAGAGGAUGAACUGAUUUACAUUAGGUCUCAAUUUAAUUUGCUGGAACCAAAUAAAGAUGGGCGAGUGUCUUUGGAAAAUUUUAGAAUGGCACUCUUGCGAAAUUCAACUGAUGCUAUGAAGGAGUCUAAGGUUCUUGAAAUCUUGAAUGCGUUGGAACCGCUCACAUAUAGAAGGAUGGACUUUGAAGAGUUCUGUGUUGCUACAAUCAGCCCUUACCAGCUCGAGGCUUUGGAAAAUUGGGAACAGAUUGCAAGUGCAGCUUUUGAGUACUUUGAGCGGGAGGGUAAUCGAGUUAUCUCAGUUGAGGAACUGGCUCAGGAGCUGAACCUUUCUUCAGCAGCUUAUGCUAUUGUCCGUGACUGGAUCAGGCCAUCUGACAACAGACUCAACUUUCUUGGGUACACCAAAUUUUUGCAUGGUGUGACAGUUCGUAGCUCCAACACAAGACACCACCAUUAGAUAUCCGUUGCCAUUCAUGUAAUUGUUUUUAUUCAUGUCAUUCAUAUAAUACCUGCAGAUCUCUUUUUAUCCCUUUUUUCUUCUUUUAUUUUCCUUGAAGAGAAUGGAUGUAAAAAAUGAGUCAUGAUCAAGCCCUGUUGUGAGUUUCUUUGGGCAACAUUUGUUUUUCAGGACAAUUUUUCAAAAAGAAAAAUACCAUAUUAUAGGCUCUGA